CAAGAUGGCCGCGAUGGCACCGAGGAAGAAUACAGAAUGUUGGAUUUAAUUCAAAAAUGUACUCUCGAAACCUCAAGAAAUGGCUUUGAGAAACAGAUUUAGGUCCUUUCUUGGUCUUGACAGAUCGGAUAAAGAUUUUCCUGAUUCAGAACUUUCAGAUGGACCUUCAGAAAGCAUUUUUAAGGAGGAUAGCUCGAGAGAGUUUGACGAUGAUCCGAGGACUGAUGAUGAGGUUUUGGAAACAAUAGAGGAAAUAUACUUCUCAGAUGCUAAAUCAUUUGAUCCAAGUGAAUAUGAGUUAAAGAAAACAACUGAAAAGGACCUCGUGCUAGAGGAUGUUGAGGAAUAUAGGAACACUUUACGUCAGCAGUUGCAAUCAGUUUCCAAAAAGCUUUAUACAAAGGUGCUUGAGAACCAUAGCGCUUAUGUGCAGGAGUUACAACGAGUUAUGGAGCUACAAGAAUCUCUUCAGAACGCUUCCUCAAUAUGUGAACGAGGUCGCAGACAUCUUGAUAAAGCACGCAGAGGAGUGUCAGUUGGUGGGCUUGGUAUUUUAGCCAAACACAGGAAAAAACAACAUUUGAUUAGUUUACUGGACUCUCUGAGAACUAUCAAAACACUGCAAAGGACAGAUGUUCGACUCAAAGAAAUGUUAGAGGAAGAAGAUUAUCCUGGUGCAAUAACUCUUUGUUUGGAGUGUGAAAAGGCAGCAAGAGCUUUCAAACAUUAUCAAUGUAUAAGCGAGCUCAGCUCAAAUCUUCAGGAAACUUUAAUUGAUAUUGAGAAACAACUAGACAUAGCUCUUGUGAGGAUUUGCAAUGAAUUUGACCCAGCAUAUUAUGAAAGACUUCAAACUGGAUAUCGAUACUUAGGAAAAACCCAGAUCUCCAUGGAUCAGUUAAUCAUCCACUUCAUGAAUCAUAUCAACCAAGUGUCAUUUUCUGCAUUGCUGGACCAUGUAGAGGAUGACAAUUCAGAAUAUAUCGCAGAUGAUGGACUUCAGCAUGUACAUUUUGGUGAAUUAUGUAAAGUAAGAGCUAAAAGUUCCGUUGAAUCAAUAUUAACUUUAUUUCAAGGUACAAUUGAAUAUACAAUAUUUAAUAUUUUUAAAAAUUCUUCUCAGAAAGUUACUGUGGAGCAUUACACGCCAUGUUUACUGGACCUCUGCAAGGCGCUUUGGGAGGUCAUGUUAAAUUACCAUAAAGUUAUAUGUUGGCAUGAACAGUAUGACCCAGCAAUGCACGUCAGUACUAGUGAAGCUAGCAACGAGAACAAGGAUGACGAGAAAACUGCAGAAGCUACUUACAAUAGGAAUUACAUACGGCAAAAACUAGACCAUGGGCUCAACAGGAUAUGGAAGGAAGUUCAAGAAAGAAUAAAAACACACCUUCUUAGCACUGAUCUUUCAUACUUCAAAUAUGAUGAUUUUAUAUACGUUCUGGAUCUUGUAAAUAGGUUAAUUGUUGUUGGGGAAGAGUUUUGUGGCAGCAAGUCUGAGGACUUGAAUGAAUCCAUUAGGAAACAGACUGUCAAGUAUUUUAAGAACUACCACAGAUCGCGGAUGGAUGAACUGAGGAUGUUCUUAGAAAACGAAGCAUGGCAGCUUUGUCCAGUAAAAGCCUCCUUCAAGAUUAUUGAUUUACAGGAAUUUCGCUUCAUGAAGCAAAAGCAGACACCGCUGAUCAAAACACACCGUCGUACAGCUUCAGGAAAUAUGCACACAGUAACAGGCACAGGUUUCUUUUCACGGUACGCAACGCAAGGUAAUCCUUUCGACGAUGUUUACAUUGAAGAUGAAGGCGAAGAUGUCAUGGCUCAGAAUGGAAUUGAGGGCGAUAUCGAUAAACGAAGAGACGACGAUGACGACGAGGACGAAGAUGAUGAGGACAUACCAGAUGAGUUAAAACUAGACUAUGUGGACGAGCGGACUGGUGAGGUUCCUGAUGGCAGGUCUGAAGGAUACCUUCAAAGUCGCAAACAUCAAAAAUUCCUUUCUCGUGUACCGUGUAUCACAAACACAACGUUAAACGUACUCAGAGUGUUUGGUAAAUACAUGCAGAUGAUGAAUGUUCUCAAACCAAUCGCCUUCGAUGUAGUGAUUUGUAUGUCACAACUUUUCGACUAUUACUUAUUUGCGGUGACGUCUUUCUUUUCGCCCGAGGUCUUGGUUGAUGGAAGUGCUCAUGGUCUCAGUAUAAAACUUCGAACGACAUUGAAACGCAUCUCUGACAAUCUCAUCAUGAAAAGUGAUCCAGACUUGGCUAUUGACAGUACAGCAGAUGACAUGAAGGUUCCUUAUCCACACCUUUCACCGAUGGUUGAUCUUAGUGCAGACUCGAUGUUUGGUCUGUCGGAAAGAAUCUUGGCAACCGAGUCUCUCAUAUUUUUAGGGAAACAAUUCGAAUAUUUACAAAGUCAUCUCGAUGCAGUAAUUCCUUCAAACAAACGUGCUUUUCUCUCCCAGUUUUACUCCCAGACGAUAACCACUGUUCAAGAAAUUCGUAAACCAACUUACAGGGCCGUAGCGUCCAGAAUAAUCGACUAUGAAAAGACUUUACACCUAAUGCAAGGGGUUCGAUGGGACAUCAAGGAUAUCAUGUCGCAACAUAAUGCAUAUGUUGACAUCUUAGUCAGGGAAUUUCAAGUUUUUAGUUUAAAAAUGUCUCAGUUGUCAAAGAGGAUUCCUGUUCCUAAAGAUGCUUACAAUGUAUUGUGGGAUCACUGUAUUCGACUGGCGAACAGAACAUUUGUUGAAGGUUUUGCAAGUACCAAGAAAUGUAGCAACGAAGGACGAGCUUUGAUGCAACUUGACUUUCAGCAAUAUCUAAUGAAACUGGAGAACUUGACAGAUAUACGGCCCAUUCCAGACAGGGAAUAUGUAGAGACAUACAUCAAGGCUUUUUAUUUGACCGAAAAUGAAAUGGAGAGAUGGAUUAGAGAACACAAGGAAUAUUCAAGUAAGCACGUGACUAGUCUUGUUACUUGCGGCGUUGGCUCACACAUAACCAAGAAAGGUCGACAAAAACUAUUGUCAGUAAUUGAAGAAAUAGACAAAAGUAAGCAGCGUUAAGAAUUAUACUUUCGACCACUGAAUAGCUCACAAUUGUGGACACACUCAUGAAAGAAAUAGGCAAAAAAGAACCAAAGUUAGGCUAAACAAAUCGGGGUAAAUGUAAACUAUUCGAUCAUGGAAAACUCAAGUAAAAAGAGGGCAUGAAAACAUACGGUCGAACCUCUGUUAAACGACCCCAUUCCAUAGCGGUCACCCUCGAUAAAGCGGUCACUCAUGAAUUCCUCAAACGCCAUCGAUUCUCAUAUAUAUUUAAUGUAAAAGUAAACUCUAAUAAACGGUCAACCUCCAUUAAGCGAUCACCUGGUCUUUUCCCAAGAUCACCGCUCAAUAGAGGUCGGAAUAUUUUUUUCUGGAUUUAUUUCCAAGGGUCUUUCUCCCGGAAUAAGCACUAUAACUUUAUUUCUAUACCAUGCAUCUCAUAGUGCCAUGCGGUCCUCAUAUUMAUAUCGCUUAAUAAUAGAGGCUAGACUGUACUGGUUUGUCUUUGAUUAGCUGUACUACAAAACGAUUUAGCAGUGGCAUGUUUUUGAGUAGCUGAAUGGUUUUGCUGUCGACUUUUCAGACAUAAUUUAGCAUUUUCUUUGGUCUUGUGGCUUCUUAAUUUCAUUUACUGUAAAAUAGUGCACAAUUUAGACAUCCUCGAACCAGAGGUGAUCUUUUGUCGCUCGUGCCAGGAGCGUGGAACGAGCGACAGCAGAAUACCACUGGGUCACCAAGGAUGAUAAAGUUCAACGCAGCAAUGCCCACGGAUACUGGCCUAUUCAAACGUAAAAAUCAAWUUUCCACGUUAUUACAAAAAUGCACUGUAUAACUAAUAUACGUUUCCCUUCGUAUAUCAAAAAUAUAAAUUUGAAUAUAAUAUGUAAAUAAUUUUAUGUAAAUUAGUCGUCCUCCAGGUCAACAUGGUAGUUUUAAGAUUAAAGUUUUGAAUUAACA
Messenger RNA from Exaiptasia diaphana, 4009 nucleotides. Its product is annotated as syndetin. Gene Ontology annotation, molecular function: SNARE binding. The coding region runs from base 80 to 3070 and encodes 996 amino acids. The record is from RefSeq and is a predicted model, not a curated record. The transcript is spliced from 35 exons. Gene Ontology annotation, biological process: endocytic recycling; retrograde transport, endosome to Golgi. NCBI's taxonomy places the organism in Eukaryota, Metazoa, Cnidaria, Anthozoa, Actiniaria, Aiptasiidae. Gene Ontology annotation, cellular component: EARP complex.